This is a messenger RNA of Nicotiana attenuata, 522 nucleotides long. RefSeq lists its product as uncharacterized. Bases 1 to 522 code for a protein of 173 amino acids. The record is from RefSeq and is a predicted model, not a curated record. The transcript has a single exon. Lineage: Eukaryota; Viridiplantae; Streptophyta; Magnoliopsida; Solanales; Solanaceae.
AUGGGGGAAUUUGAAAGGGUGUCAUGGAGGAAGCUGGUACAUAGCAGGAUUGGGGUUCCAAAAUGGAACUUCAUAGUUUACCUAGCUGUACACAGGAGACUAAUGACCAAAGAUAGGCUGAGGGGUAUGGGAUAUGUGGAGGAUGUAACUUGCUCUCUAUGCAAUAAUGAGGAGGAGACAGUGGAUCACCUGUUCUUCAAAUGCAGAUAUGCAUCAAAAAUAUGGGCAAUAAUGCUACAAUGGCAAGGCAUCCAUAGGCAACCAAUGGUAUGGGCAACUGAACUUCAUUGGGCAGAAAAGCACUACAAAGGGAGGAGUACAAAGGCUGAGCUAUACAAACUCGUGUUAGCAGGAUCAAUAUAUUACAUAUGGCAAGAAAGGAAUAACAGAAUUUUUAAGGGAGUUCAAAGAGCAGAAACCAACAUUUGCAGAUCAAUUACACAGGAUGUACAUGGAAGAGGAGGAAGCAAACAGAGGAUACAAAAGAGAUUGCAGGAACUUAACUACUAUCCUAGCUUGUAG